AAGGCCGAGUGUUUGCGCUACCGGGCAGUAAGGGCUCAUUGCCUACACUGUGCCCGGUCAGAGCGAUAUGGAGGAGUUUGUGGAGAAGCAGCUGGAGCUCCUGAGGGAAGAGAGAGAGGCAGAGAUCCAAGAGACAAGAACAUGGCGGGAAAACAUCUCUUUAAAAGAACUGCAACGUAGAGGAGUGUGCCUUUUGAAGCUGCAGGUAGCCAACCAAAGGACAGGGUUGUACGGACGGCUGCUUGUCACUUUUACACCCAGGAAAUAUGACUCUGAAGCAAUUCUCCCAAGUAACAGCUUUGGCCCAGGGGAUAUUGUGGGACUGUAUGAAGCAAGUAGCCCAAAUGAACAGCUUGCUACAGGGAUUGUGGCCGGUGUUACACAAAAGGUUGUUAAUGUGGCUUUUGAUGAAUCCAGCAAUGAUUCGUUAAAUCUGGGGACCGAGUGUACCUACCGACUCCUGAAAUUAGCCAACGAUGUGACCUACAAAAGAAUAAAAAGAGCUUUGACCGCAUUGGGCCAGUACCGCAGUGGACAAGCAUCUAGUCUCAUUGAUGUCCUCUUCUGCUCAUCUGAACCCAGUCACUCCGUGCAAAAAAGACAGGUGGAGUUUUUCAAUUUGUCCUUGGAUGAUUCACAGAAAGAAGCUGUGAGUUUUUCUCUCAAUCAGAGAGAGGUUGCUGUUAUUCAUGGUCCACCGGGUACGGGAAAAACCACCACAGUGGUAGAAAUUAUUCUUCAAGCUGUGAAGGAAGGACUGAAGGUCCUCUGCUGUGCCCCUUCAAAUGUUGCUGUAGACAAUCUGGUGGAACGCUUGUCUGUUUUUAAAGAGAAGAUCUUGCGUCUGGGUCACCCAGCUCGUCUGCUGGAGUCCUUACAGCAUCACUCCCUGGAUGCCGUGCUGGCACGAAGCGACAAUGCACAGAUUGUGGCUGACAUAAGGAGAGAUAUUGACCAAACCUUUGCUAAAAUGAAAAAGCUGCACGGCAAGCAAGAGAAAAGCGGGUACAGAACGGAAAUUAAAGCUCUAAGAAAAGAACUGAAAGAGAGAGAAGAAGCUGCCAUGGUGGAGACAUUAAAAAGGGCCAAUGUUAUCCUUGCGACAAACACAGGUGCUUCACUGGACGGCCCGCUGAAAUUGCUUCCGGAAGAUUAUUUUGACCUAGUGGUGAUUGAUGAGUGUGCCCAAGCAUUAGAAGCAAGCUGCUGGAUAUCCCUACUGCAGGCUAAGAAGUGUAUUUUGGCUGGAGAUCAUAAGCAACUACCUCCUACUAUAAUCUCGCACAAAGCCGCAGCCAAUGGCUUGUCUCUUAGCCUGAUGGAGCGCGUAACUGAGAAGUAUGGGGAGAAAGUUGUGAAAAUGCUGACCGUUCAGUACCGUAUGCAUCAGUCUAUAAUGCAGUGGGCCUCAGAAGCACUGUACGGAGGGCGACUUACUGCUCAUUCCUCAGUUUCACAACAUUUAUUGAAGGAUUUACCAGGAGUUUCUGUAACUGAGGAGACCAGUAUCCCUUUACUGCUCAUUGACACUGCUCACUGUGGCCUCUUUGAAAUGGAAGUAGAAGAUGAGCAAUCCAAAGGAAAUCCAGGUGAAGUCCAACUGGUGGAUUUGCACAUUCAGGCUCUCACAAAAGCUGGUGUAAAACCACAGGAUAUUGCGGUUAUAGCACCCUAUAAUCUUCAGGUAGAUAUGUUAAGGCAAUGCCUGCGACAAAGGUACCCUGAUCUAGAAAUUAAAUCUGUGGAUGGCUUUCAGGGAAGAGAAAAGGAAGCCGUGGUACUGUCAUUUGUGAGAUCCAACAGUAAAGGGGAAGUGGGCUUCCUGGCUGAAGACCGGAGGAUAAAUGUCGCUGUUACGCGUGCACGCCGCCAUGUUGCAGUGAUCUGUGACUCCCACACAGUUGGAAACCACCAGUUUCUUAAGGAUCUUAUAACGUAUUUCAGCGAGCAUGGAGAAGUCAGGACUGCUUUUGAAUACCUUGAAGAUAUCGUGCCUGAGAAAUACUCUCGUGAAAAUGGGACUACAGGGAAGCCAGAGACCCAAGCUAAAAAAGCAGUGGGAACCAAGCAAAAAAAGCCGAAUACAGGGGGUCCCAGCCACCAAAGUCACGUAGAUACCACAAAAACUAUCUCCAAAGACAAAUUCAAAGCAAGUCCUGCAGUUGGGAAAAAUAAGUUGGAUCCACAUACUGACACUGUUAUGGCCAAGGACCAUCUCAGAACUAUGAUUGAAGAUUUUUUGAAAGACCCCAAUAAAACACAGCUUGUGUUUCCUUCAUCUCUUACUUCACACGAUAGAUUGCAGGUCCAUCAGAUGGCUGAGGAAUUGGGGCUGGCCCACACAAGUACAGGGGAUGGCAAGGAGAGAUCUAUUUCAGUUACCAAACCCAAAGCAAUUUCAGCAGAUGCUGUAUCUUCCCAAACAGAUGAUUCCGACGCUGGGCCGUGUUCCCAAUUACCCAGCCUGGGAAAUGAAAGCAGCCAAAAGAAGACAAAUUGCAGUCAAAGUUCCAGUAAAGUCGACUUAAAAACAUUACAUUUGGAAAGACUGCAGAGGGAAAAGGCGAGACUCGAAGAAAGGGUUAGAAAUAAGCAGGAUAGUUUGAGUCUGAAACCAGCAGCAAAGAAGAAAACAGAUGCAAAAGGGAAAACCAGCGGGAGUUCCAUAGCCUCAAGCACAGACACGGAGAAUUUUGAUGCCUUAAUUGCCGCCACCAUGAAAGCAGACAAUACCUGCGGCUUUGCUAAAUGUAAAACAAGUGUGGUGACGGUGGCGGACUUCUGCGCGCACUGCAAUAAGCGCUACUGCUUGAGUCACCAUAUUCCUGAGAUCCACGGGUGCGGGGAGAAGGCCAAAGCCAAUGCCAGAAUGAGGAUAAGCCGGGAAGGAGUCAUUUACUCAGGCAGUGGCUCAAAGGAUCACUCGCUAGAUCCAACCAAAAAAGCUCAUUUACAGAGAAGACUGGAUAAGAAAAUCAAUGAUCUGACGAGUCAAAGAAAAGCUAAAAAGAAGGAAAAAUAAAGAGUAGUUUUUUUGUAAAUAAAUGCUAUGUAUUUAUGACUUUU
This is a messenger RNA of Xenopus tropicalis (tropical clawed frog), 3066 nucleotides long. RefSeq names its product immunoglobulin mu DNA binding protein 2 (gene ighmbp2). Gene Ontology annotation, cellular component: axon; cytoplasm; nucleus. Lineage: Eukaryota; Metazoa; Chordata; Amphibia; Anura; Pipidae. The record is from RefSeq and is a predicted model, not a curated record. The coding region runs from base 68 to 3022 and encodes 984 amino acids. Gene Ontology annotation, molecular function: DNA binding; ATP binding; nucleic acid binding. The transcript is spliced from 15 exons.